This is a messenger RNA of Phlebotomus papatasi, 493 nucleotides long. RefSeq names its product cytochrome b-c1 complex subunit 7-like. The transcript has 3 exons. NCBI's taxonomy places the organism in Eukaryota, Metazoa, Arthropoda, Insecta, Diptera, Psychodidae. The coding region runs from base 96 to 431 and encodes 111 amino acids. Gene Ontology annotation, biological process: mitochondrial electron transport, ubiquinol to cytochrome c. The record is from RefSeq and is a predicted model, not a curated record.
AUCUUACUGGAACUUGCAAGCCAGUCAGCGAGCUGUCUCACUGUCAGUGAAAAAAAUUUGCUUUUCUCUGCAAUUCCUGGUAUUUUUUGCACAAAAUGGCCCAAUACGUACCACGGGUUGGUCCCAGAGUAGCUUCUGCCCUUGGAAGAUGGGCUUACAACUGGUCAGGAUUCAAUCAAUACGGACUCUACCGUGAUGACAUCUUGUAUGAGAAUGACGAUGUCAAGGAGGCUGUUCGUCGCCUUCCCCCAAAACUCUACGAUGAACGCAAUUACCGCAUCAUCCGGGCUCUCCAGCUAUCAAUGUCCAAGACCAUCCUGCCAAAGGAGCAGUGGACAAAGUACGAAGAGGACGUCAAGUACCUCCAACCCUAUCUAGAGGAGGUGAUCCGGGAGAGACAGGAGAAAGAAGCCUGGAUGAAGGAGAAGUAAGAAAAAAAUAGAAUGGAAAAUUGAUGAAAUGAUGGAAGGUAAAUAAAUUAAUUAGGUAUAAA